Molecule: messenger RNA, 2478 nt
Organism: Plasmopara halstedii
Lineage: Eukaryota; Oomycota; Peronosporomycetes; Peronosporales; Peronosporaceae
Exons: 1
Coding region: 1-2478 (825 amino acids)
Biological process (GO): regulation of Rab protein signal transduction
Cellular component (GO): cytoplasmic vesicle
Source: RefSeq, a predicted model, not a curated record
AUGGAAAUUGAGCAGCUCCAGACCGUAGAUGAGAAUAAACAACGGGAACAGGCUCGCAAAAUUUAUAACAAAUACAUUGACAACUCGUCUGAGUUCCAGAUCGCAACGACACUGGAACUUACCGACGAGCUUGAGCAGCUAAUAAAGGACAACAUUAACAGUACGAGCAAGGUGACCGAGAGUUUCUUCCCGAUUCAAAAAUUAGCGUACAUGAGACUCACACGAGAGGAGAUGCCGAGAUUUUUAACAAGCGACGAGUACCUUCGAAUGCUAAUUGAUACCGAAGAUGGGACUAAGAGGAUUCCGAUGGAAAAAGUACUUCAGCAGCCUAGAGCUGCGCAUUAUUUUCUCUUAUUCUUGAUGCAGAGUCGGCAACAUUUUGAGCUCUACUUUUGGCUCCACGUAGAAUAUGUGUUGAAUCGUGUGCUGGAAGAAUCAAAUUACGAGUUGUUCUGGCGACUAGCACACGUGCUGGUGGACAAAGCGCAGCAUGACUCGCAAGCCAUUACACUCGAAACAAAGAAUGAUUUGUAUUUAGCAGUGGUUACUCGUCGCUUUGAUGAUAACGUUCAGCCCCCGCAACCUGUCGCCAAGGAAAUUUUUUGCAAGGCACAACAAGAGAUCUAUUCUAUAUUGCUGUCAUCGUGGUAUGAUCGAUUUAUCAAGAGCGACUUAUACAAAGUAGCGCUUAAGGAUUCUCUCAUUCAUUUUGAUCUUGUGGAAUUAAAAGACUCUCCACCGAAGCUACUUUCACGAGCUUUCUCUUCUGCAGAGUACUCUAAAGUGCGCACCAAAAGUUAUAAAACUAAUAGAUCCAUAAGUAGCUGUGACGGUGACGCGGCAGAUUGGCAUAAACUUGAAGAAAAUUGCAGGCCAUUAAACGAAGACAAAUUGAAUCAGAUGACUGCAAGCAUCAAUGGUAUGGAUUAUCGGAGCGACUUGGAUGAAACAGACGAGCGCGAUUUUGUUAAGGUGAAUUUGAAUCUCGAGAGCAUUAUCCGCUUGACAAAGUUGCCGGAUGGACUACAAGUGCACUAUCGACCAAACUUUGAUUUUCCCGAUGCAAGUGCUUCGAAAGGGGACAAGUGUGGUAUUGAUACGAUUCUAACCUUCGCAACCUUCACAGAACUGCAAGAACUGGGUGGUACUGCUGCAACGCUCAUGCUCAUGCCUGUAACUAACCCAUACAAGGAAAGAAAUAGUAACGAUGAGCCAUUUGAUGACAUUUCACGACGGAUCAAAACUUUUCUUGUACCCAAUGGGAAGAUCCUCAUCAAGCGGUCGGGUGAUGAGAAGUGUCCCUCUGAUGUGCUGUUUCCAUUUCAACAGAGCGGUUGCAAUGGAUCUUUGUUUGGGUCGGUCUACUUGACGUACGAACACAUGCGCAUGGAAUGCUCAAACGAGGAUAUCUAUGUCGCCAAGGGUUUCUGUUUGCUCUCUCACUUACCAUUUGUUAACUCGCUCCGAACAAUUGUAGAAGAACAUAUUCAAAGAAACAAUUCGCAUUCCAGUAUUCUUGCGCAUGAACGAUUAAACUUGCUUUAUAAAAGCAGACUUAGCUGGAAAAGGAAGACAAUACCAAACGCCGCAAUUCAUACAUAUGUACAUCCUGAAAUGCGUCGUCUGGCUCAACGAAAAUACAGUAGUAUAUUGAGCUUACCUUUGAGUACGCUAGAAGCUCACGUGGAUGUUUCAGUUUCAACUUUAUUUGAUCAGUUUGGUACAGCAAUGGUUCUUCAAAUCCUUGCCAGCGCUGUAUUGGAGUGUAGUAUCGUAUUUAUUGCUAGCCAAUAUUCGAUGCUUACAAUAUGUGCAGAGGCACUCCGCACCUUGCUACGUCCAUUUUCUUGGUGUCAUGUAUACGCUCCGGUGCUGCCGAAGCCACUGCUGUCGUAUCUGCAGUGUCCGACGCCGAUUCUUGUGGGUGUAAACAGUGAAUUUGCAUUGCGAUCGGAUCUGCCAACCCGCGGUUUUUAUCUCGUGGCUGAUAUGGAUCGCAAGGUCGUAGAAUAUAUUGGUGAUCAGUCGAUGGCUUGGCGUGGUCUGGGUCUUCAGUACGAUGUCGGCGAGGGUGCAAUAUUCCUUCCGCGAUGCUUUGAGGCUGCUAAGCACGAAUUGGACAGGAUUUUUUGUUCUAGGAUGCUGCAAUUCGACAACAUUGGAGGAUGCGACACGGAUCCAGAUAGAACUUCCUUAGAGUCAGGAGACAAACGUGACGAGCAAAUGCGUGGAAUAUGUUUUGACCUCUUGUCUGGGUUAUUGAGCGGCCACACAGAUGCUUGCCUGGUGGUAGGGGAUACGCAUGAAUCUGUAGUCAUUUUUGAUGAAACUGAGUACCUAGCAACUCAAACGAACGAUGAUCUAUCGUUUUACCGGGCUUUAAUUCGUACACAGUGUUUCUCAGAAAUUGUCAGUGCCCAUCGGAUUGACAUGAAUCUAAGAGAGUCUGAUGAAGAUCUGCAGGAAGGAAUUAUUUAG